This is a messenger RNA of Clonostachys rhizophaga, 1662 nucleotides long. NCBI's taxonomy places the organism in Eukaryota, Fungi, Ascomycota, Sordariomycetes, Hypocreales, Bionectriaceae. The record is from the annotation of a GenBank genome assembly.
AUGGAUCUGCAAGGGACGGAUGACUACUCCCAGCUCUCAAGGCGCAUCAAGGAGACGAACCCUCAGGUUGUCCGUCAGGUGCUGAGAGACAAUUGGCAACCUUGUUUCCUUGGUUCGGACUUUCACAAUGCCUUUAUUCUAAACACGAUGUUGCACCAAGCCUCGCCAAGUGUUCUAUCUAGGGCGAUUCAAGACUUUGGCAGCAAGAUGGUGGCGAGCUCACUACCACAGAUUUUAGGACACUGCACCACCGAAGACUAUGAUCGCGUUGCAGAUAUUCUCAUAUCAAAAGUCAGCUUAGAGUUCCUUGACAAGGCUCUAGCUCGUCGACUCGAAACGAUUGAGGCAAGAAGCCUGGUUAACGCCCUGGCUAGAGCGGAGCGGCUUGGGUAUGACGUCUCGGACAUUGUGGAGGAUAGAAACAACGGCAAGCCGGAGCAUGUCAUUCCCUCACUUCAAGGAGUCAUCUUACCAGCAAACGUCCCGACACCUCAACGACCUUGGAUGACGAACUCGUGGCCUGGAGGGGCGCCACCAUCAGCGCAUGCUAAUGUUCCUCAGCCCGACACACGCAUGUCGUCUCCCAGUGCUGCGGCUGACUCCAGUUCAAUUGUCCACUGCGAGAAGUGCCAGCGGCCAUGCAGCGGACUGGGAGCUCUCUCAUUCCACCGUGCAAAAGAGGCGUGCAGGAGAAUCUUCUCCAUGGAUGAUGUUAACAGAACUAUUUGCGCUCACUGUGGGCGCCUCUUCACUUCCGGCGGGGGCCUAUACUACCAUAAGAAGAGUGAAGUCUGUGGUUCGUAUUCUGACAGCGAUAUGGACAGGAUUAUGGCGCAUCUGAAAGCGUAUCUUGCACACAACCAAGCUCAGACGCCCCAAGCAGCCAACGGUCAAUGGCAGCAAACGCCAACUGCGGUGGCAUCACACAACCUGACUACACCCAUGAAAGCCGUCGCUCACACACCAGGCUCUGCCUCCGUGAAGCAUUCUACAACGCCAAUGGACACAAGCCCUGCAUCGCUCUUUUCACAUCUUAAUCCCGACACUCGAAAGAGGUUCGAAGAGGAGAUAGCUGAGUCAGAGAGGAAAUAUGGAGCUUGGAUGCAGGAAGCCCUGGAUCUACCGGAACCCGAGAGAACCGAUCGAUUGACCAAACUAAAGAACAGCUAUAAUACAAGGCAGAGUACCACCCGAAAGAAGUACGGUAUCAAACUUCGUGGGAACAGAACUCCCGAAGAGAUAGAAGGAGAACGGCGUCGGUUGUUCGGUGCAAAGUAUCAUCCUAACAUCUGGUCAACGGGAACGCCAGCAGUCAGAACUCCCCAACGGACAAGGACGCCAGAAGCGACAUCUUCACAGGCGGACACGCGUCGCAAGCGAGUGCGCCUCUCGGAAAUGGGCGGUCUAUCGGGCUCAGCGGCAUCGGUAGAAACAACAGACCCGACAGCGUUUCUUACAUCGAGCCAACCCAACGGCAUCAGCACGGCGCGUGAGGCACAUGCAAAUGGCACGGUCCACGGGACAACACCAGAUGACCCCAUGUCAAUCGACAGCGAUGAGGAAGCAGACAAUGAAGGACCUAGUUCUGAAAAGACCGAAGGGGAUGAGGACUCUGGCAACAGCAGCUCUCAGACAGAUGAUAUUCCAAGUCAUGAGGAAUAA